UGUGGUGCAUGAGCGCACGCGCAUUUCUGAUCGGCGCGUGGACGGUGAUGAUGAGAGCGUGACCUCACCGCUUUCUGCACAGCUGCUGGAGAGGAGAGGGAGACACGCAAAGAGAAAGCGCAACACGGACACGCGUUGAGGGAAACGCAGAGAAGUACACAACAGCGGAGAACAUUCAGAACACAACUGCUCGGUGUGCGGGUCUCCGUUGCGGGGCGUCCGUUGGCUUCUCCCCCCGGGUCCGCCUCCCAGAAUGUUCUGUGCCCCCGGUUCAUUUCUACGGUACACGAACCAGUCGCCGCGGCGUCCCCACGGACACUGAAGCCCAGAUGCUCACCCUCUCCGCUGACAUGGACGAGUCUUCGUCGCUGCUGGAUUUGCUGGAGUGCUCGGUGUGCCUGGAGCGCCUGGACACCACGGCCAAAGUACUGCCGUGCCAGCACACCUUCUGCCGCCGCUGUCUGGAGAACAUUGUCAGCUCCCGGAACGAGCUCCGCUGCCCGGAGUGCCGCAUCCUGGUGGACUGCGGUGUGGAUGAUCUGCCGGCUAAUAUCCUCCUGGUUCGCCUCCUGGAUGGUAUCAAGCAGCGGCCCCAGCGAGGGAGCGGAGGAGGCGUAGGAGCUGGCGGCAAGCAGUCGCUGGCUGGGGGCUCGCUGCAGGGUUACGCAGCCGGGAUAUCCGCUUCUUCCCCGGGCAGCGCAGUCAGAGAGCUGCCCGUAGCCACCAGGAGCGCCCCUGUUAAGAAUAUCCCAGCACUGCCUUGUGGUAAAGCCCUCUACUCCUAUGAAGGCAAGGAACCAGGCGAUCUUCAGUUUUCCAAGGGUGACAUCAUCAUCCUGCGACGCAAGGUGGACGACAACUGGUACCAUGGCGAGCUCAAUGGUUGCCAUGGUUUCUUGCCUGCUAGUUACAUUCAGUUGCUGCGUCCCCUGAGCCAGACUCCACCCCAGGGCAAAGCACUGUACGACUUUGAGGUCAAAGACAAAGACCAGGAUAAAGACUGUCUGGCUUUCAGCAAGGAUGAGGUGCUGACAGUAAUCAGGCGAGUGGAUGAAAACUGGGCAGAAGGCAUGCUGGGAGACAAGAUUGGUAUCUUCCCUAUCCUCUAUGUGGAGCUAAAUGAAACAGCUAAGCAGUUAAUGGAAAUCGACAAGCCUACAUCAACUAACGUUCCAGGCCCGAGCUCCGAGCCAGCCCCGCUGGGCCCUUGCUCUCCUUGCCCCUCCCCCAGUGUUUCACCAUCCAAUGGGAAUGGCUCUGGCCAUCGGAGGGGUGAAGGAAAGAAAAAUGCCAAAAAGCGGCAUUCGUUUACAGCACUGUCCGUCAGCCAGAGGGCCACCCAGCUCAACAACAGGCACAGUAUGGAGAUCUCCCACCCAGUCCUCAUCAGCUCGUCUGACCCCAGAGCUGCUGCACGCAUCCAGGAUGCAUCUCCCCCAGGUCCCUCUCCCUCCUCGGCAGGGGUACUGGUGCCCCCUAAAGUGGCAUCCAUAACCUCUGAGCUGCUGGCCCAUGCCAAGGUGCAGCUGCCUCUCAACAUAUAUCUGGCUCUGUACGCCUACAAGCCUCAGAAGGCUGAUGAGCUUGAACUUAGGAAAGGUGAGAUGUAUCGGGUGACAGAGAAAUGUCAAGAUGGAUGGUUCAAGGGCACCUCACUGAGAACUGCUGCCUCCGGUGUUUUCCCCGGAAACUAUGUCACCCCCGUGUCCAGGGCUUCAUUUGGAGUGGGUGCUACUCGAGGCUCGGGUCUGUCCAGUCCAGUGGGUAGUGGAGGAGGUGGGUGUAGUCAGGUGGGGAGUAAAAUCUCUGACCCUUCGUCGCCAGGGUCCCCGGGGCCCUCUUCAUCCCGUCCCUCCACCCCACUAGUAAUCUCAUCCAACUCUAUUUGUCCUGCCUCUUCGCCGCAAACUGCCGCCGCUCAGCUGAAGAACUGCCUGCGCUCCGGUCAGCAUAUGGUUAACCAGGCACGCACCUCAAUGCAGCUGGUCCACAGUCCUCCUGCUGGAAGCCCAGAGCGCCCCGCAGUUGGCAUCUCUCCAGUGCGUCCUCAUAGCUCCUCCCCCUCACGUUGCCCCAGCCAGUCAGGUCGUCCUCUCUCCAUGGUGUCUCCAGGACCGAGCUUAGGGCCCUCACCCCUCUCUUCCCCUGCUUCACGACCGCUCCUCCCCCUUUCGUCCCCUCUGUCAUGUCUCACACCUCCUAACGUGUCAGUGGUGCUCCUCAAUGGUGAGCCAGCCAGUCCACUGCAGCCUCCUUCACCCGGUCCCUCCCACGCCCCCACCCAGGGCGUCCUCGCACCCAAAGUAGAGAAGAAGGAGAGAAAAGCAGGAGGUUUGUUAAAGCUCCUGUCAGGAGCUGCGGCCAAGAAGAAAUCUCGCUCACCCCCGUCAUCCCCACCCACCCAUGACCCCUCAGCGGCCGGCCAGGGUGCAUUGGCCACUGACCCCACACAUCAUCCUCAAUACCACCAUCACCACGCUCGCUCAGGUUCCUGUCCAAUGGCAUCCCAGGGGCGAGCGGGCUCCUGUCCGAUUGAGAGUGAGAUGGCAGGAGCGAUGGGGCUGGAGCCUCUGCACAGGAAAUCCGGUUCCCUGGACACCAACUUUCCCAAGUCGCCCCCGGCACCACGCACUGGCAACCCUCUCAUGGUUCUCCGACCUGAACCCAAACCCCUGUCCAGAGAACGGUAUCGUGUGGUUGUGCCCUACCCCCCCCAGAGCGAGGCAGAGAUCGAGCUGCGGGAAGGAGACGUGGUGUUCGUCCACAAGAAGAGGGAGGACGGUUGGUACAAAGGCACCCUGCAGAGGACGGGACAGACGGGCCUGUUUCCCGGGAGCUUUGUCGAGAGCUUCUGAACUGGAGAAAGUGGACUAAACAACACACACUCCUGUUCCUCAGUCACAAAACGCACACACACACAAUCUACCAGUUUACAAAGCUACACACACAACAGUUGGACCAAUACUGGUUUCCCAGAAUUAUACUUUUGGAUUAUAAAUGGAUACUGACCUGCAGAAACACCUGUGUCAACUUGCCUUAAAAAGCUGCGAGCCGUAAGAAAGUAAUUUAUGGAUUUCGAUUGAGCAUUUAAGUUUUACAUAAUGGUCAAAAUACAUUUUAUAGUUUUUCCACAGAAUAAUCUGUCAGUAAAAACUGAACUGGUCAGAAAUCAUUAUUAAUGGUGAUAGUCUUCAGAAACCCAUAUUGGUCCAAUUAAUUCACACACACGCACGCACACACAGCAAAUCUAGGCUCAGCUUCGACCGGCCCAGCCACACAGGAAGCGGGGAGGCGUUUCCCCUCAUUCGUCCCGGGGACAGCACUGGGUCAGUUGACUACCGAAAGCACGCAGACUCAAAGAGCACAGAAAGACAAAGCCUGCCUCCCAGCUCUCCUCCCUGGCAUCAUCCACCAGCAAACACUAGCACAAAAAGCAUUAGCUCUGCUUUCCACUGAGACCUCAGAACUUGAAUUUGGGUGCUUUCUCUGUUUAAAAAGUGAUAAUUUACCACCAGGUGAGCCAAAACUCCAGCACAUCUCAGCGUCUAGUUCGUGACAAGAACCUUGUUUCUUUUCAACCCAGUAUGUGUUAACAACAAUGCAUGUAGCAUUAUUAGGUUCUUAAAUGUUGAAAUAGAUGUUUGUAUUGCCCCAAAUUAGUCUUUUUGUUUUUAAUUGGUGCAAAAAGUAAAAUCUGAAUUAAGUGAUUCAUUUUUUCUAUUUACAUACUGUAGGUUACAUAAAUUUGUAUACUUUUUUUCUUUACAUUUGACCUCUGAGAGCUGCGUUAAACAGAAUUAACGGGCUUGCUGAAUGUAGACAGAAACAGAUGGUUGCACCAAAACUCUUAAAGGAACUGAUUUGUAUUUGUAGUGCUUCUCUGUGGGAAAGAGAAUGCACUUUGUAACAUCUGACACAGCCUACUCAGUAUUUUACACAUGCCAGUGUUAUUUAUUUCACUAAAAGGAUUCUAUUGCCUCUUGUCACAUCACUGUAAUUUAAGAGCAAACUGUUUUGUUUAAGCAGGUACAAACCUUCUUGAUAGGACACAGUUAUGUUGAAACUUUUAUCCAGUCAUUUUAGAUUGGAAUGUAAAAAUUUCACAACACAAACCAAAAGAACUGAUGGCAUUGUUUGUCCCAGACAUCAGCAACAGUAUUCCUCUCACUCAGCCUUUUCUUGAGCUACUGUCAAGAGUUAUUUGUCUGACUGCAAUGAAAUUGUGAAACCAAACGUUAUGGAAGAAGGUACAGCUGAAGGGGAAACGCCUGUGAGUCAGAGAGCAGGGGCACAGGUUUUUCAUCGUACAGCUGCCAACUUUGACAACAACUUUUCUUCAGAUCUUGUCGACUUUUAACAAGUAUUUUUGUACCGCUUCAGUGAAUGUAUAGUCAGUCCGCUUUGUGAGUUUCUAUGCGUCCUGAGUGUGGAUUCAGGCUUGUCUAGUUUACAUCCAGCCACAACCAGCUACCUGUUUUGAAAAUAGAAGCACAGUGAAACCCGGAGCCUGACUCGCUCACUGUGUGUGUGUGUUUUGUGUAUAUGUGGGUGUCGCAGAGUGAAAGAUCAGCAGGAUUUUGAUACUAACCGUGUAUCAGAACACAGUAGUAGGGCAGGAGUGACUUUCCUCACCUGAGCCAGAGCAAAGCACAUGCUGCCACCGGCCAUGUGCACACAGGUGAGGCUCACUCAGUGGCUGAGUGGAUUUAUGGUCCAUAUGGAAAAGAAAACAAAUACAACUGUUUAAAGAUAGAAAAUAUAACACAAACUGAAGAUGGCACAGAUUCUAGUUUCUUUGUUUUUUUGUUUUCGUCUUGUGUUUUGCAUUUCAUCAGUGACAAACUGCCCAGAGUCAGCCAACCUCUAGAGCAUCUGUCAGCUUUAGUCGUGUUGUAUUUCCAUAUAAUGUGACUGCAGAAUAAACACAAAGAUUAGAGACCUUCCACAAAGCUCUCCACAGAAUUGCAGUAAACAAACACAAGACAGAAGUGACAGCACAGAUGAUACAUCAGAAUGAAAAAUGCAGUUUUAUGCCACAGGUUUUCUAUCAGCCUCUCCCCUCGUGUAGAUUCUAAGUCUGAUACUUUUGUCCAUACAGUUAUUAUCAGCACAAUACUUUAAAGUUAAAAUUGGCAGAAAGAGGACUGUGACUAAAAAUGGGGAUGACCUGUUAUGGUGUUGCCAUCGAGGAGACAAAAGCACAAGCAAAUUGUUUUCCCACUGUUUGAGUGUGUGUGUUUGUGUGUGUGUGGUUUGGGGUGAUGGGGGUAAAUUGGCCUAAAUUCAUUAAACUGUGAAGGAAAAUGAACAAAAAUGUGGAGGGUAGAUCAACUUUAGCAAGCGAGAACACACACAGUCAUUCUAGAGAGGAACAUGGUCUACAGUCAUUAUCUGGCAGCUGGCAGUGCACUAUGGGUAAUCUUGCAUAUCUGGAGCGGCAGAUGAAACCAAAACCACACUAAGAUUAAAAAAAAAAAUUCUGCAGGUCACAGCUCACACAGACUAGAGCUAGACUGACAUUUUUUAAUUUAGAAUUGUCAAAUGGUUUAAUUUCUUACAUAUUUAAUUUUAAAUUGGCCCAUUUUUCUAUAAAUUUACUUUGUUUUGUAAGUGUGGUGUUUUAGUAGUUCACCCAAGAAAAAGCGCCGUUCUAUUAGUUAUGAAAAGGGUGAAAACUAAGAAUAUUAGUAGAAGCUUCAAUCCAAACAUAGUCACUCAUAGUCAAACUCUAGUGCCUACAAAUGCCAACACACACACACACACGAAUACACACCGGCAUCUAACUAGUUUGUCUUCUUCUUUCGCACAUCCUUCAUCUACUUUGUUGGUACAAUGAGCCAACUAGUUGGUUGACUUGACUCGAUGACAAAAACCAGCAGUUCCCAGAACAGCUCUGUACAAAACCUCAGAGAGAGGUUUUCUUUAUGUCUUUGUACGCUCGCUGAAUGGAGGACUCUAAUUUCUACUGAGUCUAACUUAAGCACAAGUCCUCAUUUGUGUCGGAGAUCACCGGGUCUCUGCAGCAGUUUCUUUUUCAUGGGGUUGACGCUGUGAAGAGGAGGAGAGGAGUUUACAAGAGUCAGAACAUCAGGAAUACAACCACUCCACAGUGGUCACUUUAUAUCGAAUAACUUGAACAGAUGGUUUCAGAAAUAUUUUCAGUUUUAUUUACAUGAUGGAAACUUGUCUUAUGCUUCAGCUUCCUGAUUGUAUAUGUACGACAGAGUUUUCAUGGUGACAGCUUGAAAAAUGUUUUUUUUUCUUCCUUAUGGCUUGAAAAAAUGAAAAAAAGCCAUUAACAGUGGUGGAAAAUCACUUUGGACAUGAAACACAACAUUGCACAUCCAGUUUUUCAUUGGAGUUGAUUAUCAUAUUGCUGUCCGCUCACUUCCCAGGAAGCCUGAGCACUCACCCUGCCAUCUUGAAUUAGAUGUCAGCCAUGUUUUUCCUAUGUAUACUUCUGUGUGUGUGUGUGUGUGUGUGUGUGUGCGCGCGUGCAUGUGGGAAGUGACAGGGCCUCUGUUAUGUAGCUCUUUACAUAUAAAAGGAGCUUUAUGAAAAUGUUUGGUGUGACACGGACACUCAUGCCUCAUCAGGACUCUGAGCCGGGUUGUUUGAGUACAGUGGUACAGUGUGAGAAACUGAAAAAAAACCUGAAAAUAUAUAUAUAAUUCUAUAUUGUGCAGAAUAUUUAUUGGCCUUUUGCACCACUGAAGUCAUGCUCUGUCCUGGCCAUGUCCAGCGCUCUACCAUGUGAUCAUUAUGCAUUGUCUUGUAUUGAUGACCCGUGGUUG
This is a messenger RNA of Monopterus albus (swamp eel), 6794 nucleotides long. RefSeq names its product SH3 domain-containing RING finger protein 3. Lineage: Eukaryota; Metazoa; Chordata; Actinopteri; Synbranchiformes; Synbranchidae. The transcript has 10 exons. The record is from RefSeq and is a predicted model, not a curated record. Gene Ontology annotation, molecular function: protein binding; metal ion binding. Bases 330 to 2855 code for a protein of 841 amino acids.